AUGGGGUCCAGCAUCUUUUUACUCCUGUGUGUCAUUGGGCUCAGCCACGCGUCCACAGAGAAGAUUUUUAAUGGCACGGAGUGUGUGCCUCACUCGCAGCCUUGGCAGGUGGGGCUGUUCGAAGGUACCAACCUGCGCUGUGGGGGGGUCCUCGUCGACCGCAGGUGGGUCCUCACAGCUGCUCACUGCAGCGGCAGCAGGUACUGGGUGCGCCUCGGGGAGCACAGCCUCAGUCGCCUGGACUGGACGGAGCAGAUCCGGCGUAGCGGCUUCUCCGUGACCUACCCCGAGUACCAGGGAGCCCGGAGGAACCAUGAGCAUGACCUGCGACUUCUGAGGCUGGGCACCCCCAUCCUCUUGACCCGCAGUGUCCAGCCCCUGGCCCUUGCCACCAGCUGUGCUGCACCUGGCACGGAGUGCCACGUCUCGGGCUGGGGCACCACCAACCGACCGUGGAACCCCUUUCCCGACCGGCUGCAAUGCCUCAACAUCUCCAUCGUCUCCACUGCCGCCUGCCGAGCUGUGUUCCCCGGGAGAAUCACGGACAACAUGGUGUGUGCGGGCGGCAUCCCCGGGGAGGACGCCUGCCAGGGCGACUCUGGUGGCCCCCUGGUGUGCGGAGGCGUCCUGCAGGGUCUGGUGUCCUGGGGGUCCGUGGGGCCUUGCGGGCAAGGAGGCAUCCCGGGAGUCUACACCAACAUUUGCAAAUACGUGAACUGGAUCCGGAGGCUCCGGCCCAGCCUGCCCCAGCCCGCCCCAGCCCGCCGCCGCUGCCACCACCACCGUGGGCCCCGGAGCCCCAACCCCAGAGCCCAAGACCCCGGGGCCUGCCCUCUCCCCCUCCAGGCCAUGAGGAUUCUGCGAUUCAUCACACUUGCUCUGGUGACAGGGCACGUAGGGGGAGAGACCAGGAUCAUCAAGGGGUACGAGUGUCCUCCUCAUUCUCAGCCCUGGCAGGCGGCUCUCUUUCAGAACACCCGGCUGCUGUGUGGAGCAACCCUCAUCGCCCGUAAAUGGGUCCUGACAGCCGCCCACUGCCGCAAGCCGUGGUGCCUCUCGCCCCACCUCCUGUCUCCCCCCGCCCGCCCUGCCGUCUCUGACCACCACCUCUCCCACCUCAGCCAAUACACAGUCCACCUGGGGGAGCACAACCUCCAGCGGCCGGACCACUACACGCAGAUCCGAAUGGCCACUGAGUCCUUCCCCCACCCAGACUUCAACAACAGCCUCCCCAACAAAGACCACCGCAACGACAUCAUGCUGGUGAAGUUGGCAGCGCCGGUCUUCCUCACCCGCGCCGUGCGGCCCCUCACCCUGUCGUCCCACUGUGUCGCGGCGGGCACCCAGUGCCUCAUUUCCGGCUGGGGCAGCACGACCAGCCCCCAGUUGCACCUGCCCAACACCUUGCGAUGUGCCAACAUCACCAUCAUCAGUCACAAGGAGUGUGAGAACGCCUACCCCGGCAACAUCACGAACACCAUGGUGUGCGCCAGUGUUCGGGAGUCCUUAAAGGACUCCUGCCAGGGCGACUCUGGAGGUCCUCUGGUCUGCAACGGGUCUCUUCAAGGCAUUAUCUCCUGGGGCCAGGACCCGUGUGCUAUCACCAGAAAGCCUGGUGUCUACACAAAGGUCUGCAAAUAUGUGGACUGGAUCCGGGAGACAAUGAAGAACAAUUAG
Pteronotus mesoamericanus is the source of this 1677-nucleotide messenger RNA. RefSeq names its product transmembrane protease serine 9. Lineage: Eukaryota; Metazoa; Chordata; Mammalia; Chiroptera; Mormoopidae. Gene Ontology annotation, cellular component: secretory granule. The record is from RefSeq and is a predicted model, not a curated record. Gene Ontology annotation, biological process: proteolysis. The coding region runs from base 1 to 1677 and encodes 558 amino acids. The transcript has 11 exons. Gene Ontology annotation, molecular function: serine-type endopeptidase activity.